UUCUAUUAAUACGUUAAACAGUUCACUUUAUUUUUAUUAAGGUGUUAGUGAUAAAAGAAUUGAAAUAUGCACAUCUAUAGAAAAAAAUUAUUACGAUGAACGAUUUUUCAUUUUCGCGUGAUGGGAUGAUCGGUCUGCAAGAGUGCGGACCAGCGCCGCCGAGGGCGCCACUGUCCACAAGGACGCGAGAUCGCACAGCCCAGGCAAUAGACUACUAUAACACCCAUGUUCACAGGUGUUGGGCAAACGCAGGGCUGUGCACUUCGAGAUCAUCAUUCAACGAUCGUCACCACCACAACGCCCGGCGCCCCCAUCUCGCUCCAGAAGCGCUGUGCCGUAGCAAUUCCAGCUUGGAGCUGUUGGACCAGCACGGCAGACCGUUCAAGUCCAGCAGUCCGACCCUGAGAAGGGAAUACGGUAGCCACGGGUCCAUUGACGUUAUCGAUCGACCAGCUGUUGGCCAAGGUAAAAAUGAGUUCUUCGCAAUGCUGCAGGACUACCGUCCGGCGGUGUUAGGAGUGGCCGACCAGCGCAGUCCUGGUCCUUCUGAAUACCUGCGCGGCAAGUUAGACUCAGAGGAUCAGCACGACGGCAAUGCCCAAGGGGGCCACUACCCCCAGAGUCCCAAGUUGAAAUCGAAACUCACGCGGUUUUGGAGUAAUGGCGGCGCACCUGGUGGAAUUAAUAGCGCUAACGCCAGUACCAACAACAGCAUGGUGAAGUCUCAACGUUCAAUUAUGGAUGAUAGUACGGUCAGUACUGCCUCCACCAACGUCCUGUUGUCCCAAGAGGCGGAAGAAAUAGCCAGGAGAAGAGCUUUCGCCCAUUACGACUGUCAGUCGUUGACGACGAACUUGAAUUAUUCAGUGCGAUUGCGCAGGAACCUUUUGGCCAAAAGGAGAAACACAACCACGGGUGCCAGUGCAGCUUCGACACUUAUUAGGUCUUCUACACCUGAUGGUGAGAGCGAAGACGAUGCUGGAGACGGCCAGUCCAACGAGCUAGUACAAAACUGCCCGUUUUUUCGAAACGAAAUCGGAGGUGAGGAGGAAAGGAUAGUGAGUUUGUCCAGGCUUCAGAACGCGCCUCAGCACAGGAGACCCCUUCAUAGACCUCCACUGGCUUACGGAGUGGCUAUUCUAGAGUUUCCCCCUGGAGAGACUCACUGGAGGCAUUCGACGUGUCCUUACCAGAGGUUCCCUAGGCCUAUAGAAAAUGUUGAUCAGGGAGCGUUGUAUUAUAGGAACUAUUUUGCCAACCACGAGCACCAGAAUUGGUUCGGAACGGACGAGCAGCUCGGACCGGUCGCCAUCUCCAUCAGGCGCGAAAAAGUCAUCCAUCCCGACAACCAACUCACCACCACACUUACGCAGUACCAGUACAGGAUAUUGAUUCGAACUUCCGAACUGCAAACGUUGCGCGGUGCUGUAUUAGAAGAUGCGGUCCCCAACAUUAAGGCCUCCAAUAACCCCAAAACCCUCAAUACCAAAGAAGUUCUCGAAUACGUCGCCCCCGAAAUCCAGCUCACUUGUCUCAGGCUGGGCCUACAGAACCCAAACACCGUCGAACAGUUGCUUAAAUUGGACGAACAAGGCCUUACGAAUAAUUAUAAGGUUGGAAUAAUGUACUGUAAAGCUGGACAAAGUACCGAAGAAGAAAUGUAUAACAACGAAGAAGCAGGACCGGCAUUUACCGAAUUUUUAGAGACCAUUGGCAAAAAAGUACGCUUACAAAACUUCGACAAAUAUAAGGCAGGAUUGGACAAUAAAACUGAUUCGACGGGAUUGUACUCGGUGUAUGCUCAGUACCAAGACUGCGAGAUCAUGUUUCAUGUCAGUACGAUGUUGCCGUUCACGCCGAACAAUCGGCAACAACUGUUACGCAAGAGGCACAUUGGAAAUGACAUUGUUACCAUAGUAUUUCAGGAACCUGGUGCACUACCAUUUACACCCAAGGGAAUUCGUUCGCAAUUCCAGCACGUGUUUAUUGUCGUAAAUGCUCUUAACCCUUGUACCGAGAACACCCACUACAAGGUGGCUGUUUCCAGAUCAAAGGAUGUAGAAGUAUUUGGCCCUCCCAUCAAAGAAGGUGCGAUCUUUCCAAAAGGCAAACCUUUUGCUGAAUUUUUGCUAGCUAAGGUGGUAAAUGCGGAGAAUGCCGCUCAUAGGUCAGAGAAGUUUGUUACAAUGGCUACUAGGACUAGACAGGAAUAUUUAAAAGAUCUCGUGAAUCAGUAUUCAUCAAGCACUCCUCUGGAUACUGGUCAAAAAUUUUCUUGGCUUUCAGCAAUAUUCAGCAGCAAGAAGAAGGACAAGAACCGACCUCGCUUCAUUCCCGAUCUGUGCCAAAGAGGUGCCAUUUUGUGGCAAGUUUUGUUGGACGACAGCGGUCAAGGUCAACAAGUCGAAUGUUUCUUGGGUAUAUCGUCCGAUACGUUCGUACUGAUCGAAGAACAAACUAGACAGAUAGUGUUCGUGACUCCGUGCAAGAGCAUUUUAGGAUGGUCACCUCAAACUAACAGUUUGAGGAUUUACCAUCAUCAGGGCGAAUGCAUGACCAUUCACAUGAGAGAUACGCACGGGGAUACCGACGAGCUGGUGGAGAUCAUUAACAGACUUAAAGCAGUGACCAAUGGAUAUAUUGCCAAAGAAAUUAAGAUAAGUCGUAAUAUAAUGGGUCAGUUGGGUUUUCACGUUCAGCCCGAUGGUGUAGUCACUCUCGUAGAGAGCCAAGGACAAGCGUGGCAGUCAGGCCUUAGACAAAAUUCCAGAUUGGUUGAGAUUUGUAAGGUUGCCGUUGCCACACUUACUCAUGAUCAAAUGGUAGAUCUUCUGAAGACAUCUUUAACCGUAGUGCUUACUGUGAUACCACCUCUUAAUGAUGGUACUCCUAGGAAAGGUUGUACCUUACAGAACUGUAAAUAUAAUGAGACAAAUUUCGAAGGAGACUAUGAAAGUACGGAUGAAAAUAGCAAAACGAAAAGAUCAGCGCAGAAACAGCAAGCGGUUUCCGGCAAUCAUCGACUGGUAUACGAGCGUAGUUUUUCACCUCCUCGUAGUAGUAAUAGUUCAGGCUAUGGAACGGGGAGUAGCAGCAAGUCUUUCCUUGGUCAGGAAGCUCGAUAUCAUGCUAACAAUGUAGAGGGGACUAUGACGAGUUCAUCCAGUGGCCAAUCCGGCGACGACAAAUGGAUCGACUUCUUGCAAGAAUUCGAAGCUCCACCUCUCCCGGCAAAAGUCACCGGCAGCGUUCGAACACCACAACAUACCAACAACACGUUUCCAUCAUCACCCAAGAGAAACAAUUACAACCCUCAACCUAUUCCUAUGGCACCUACAUCACAUAACCACUAUACCGUCCAUCACAGUAGAGUACAGUUUAGUAAUAGUCUACCGUUGCAGCACGUAAAUUUUCAACAACCAAUGACCGCAGCGCUUCAUAGCAAUACCAGCGACCUGGACCUAAGUCACAGGUCUGAGAAAAAUAACAUUGUGAAGCAACACAAUGAAAGGAUUCGACAGCAGGAGGGAAAUGAAUUCGUACAGAUUACUAGAACUCCAAAAGUAGCUGACUACACAGGAGAUUACCUAAAAUUAAACGACAACCUGUCCAAUGACAGUUCGAUCAGCGAUAGAAUCAAUACGAUUGGCAGCGAAGACGAAUUAUCCACUGGAAGUGGUAAUCAUUCGCCCAGAUCAAACAGCCGCUCAGUGAGGCAACAGCAAGUUAGUUACAACCAGCGAAACCAAAGUCCCAGGGCCACAACGACCAAUGGCGAGGCCAAGCUCAGACCGGGCGUAACGUCACGAUCGGCAAACAGAAACAGUGCCAAUUUGUCUUCCAAUAAUUUUAAGGAAGAACUGAUGAGGUUGAUCAACCCGGAUAAUAUAGAAUCGGCAUCGACGUCAUCUUCAUCACCGACAGUUGAUCAGCCCAAAGACAUUAGUAUGUCUAAAGGACAUUCAAGAGAAAACUUGAAUAAUUCAUUAUCCGUCCAUAAAUCUCAGCCAGAAGUGAUAUUGACCAUGGCGAGACCAGCGACAGUUAUCUCUAAUGCCAGUACUACAUCGAGCCCUUUACCUAAUGAAUUUCGGAUGGCCAAAGACGAGGGACUCCCUUCACCGAGCAAGAAUAAGGUAGGGUUGCCCUUACUAGACAACUUCCCACUGCCGGUCGACUCUGAUUGGCCCAGCCUUGUUGACACCGCCACUCGUGUGAUGAUGCAGGUGGAAUCACUGCCGGAGAACGAGAACAUAGAACAGAAUGGGAAACAGUGGGACGAUGAAUUUAUCGGGUUGGAUCGUAGAGACCAACAUCUCUCCAGCUCGUAUUCGAGCAUCCCCGACCAGCACAAGCACGUCGUGGAACUGAACCGAAAAAUCCAAACGCUGGAAAGGGAAAACAGACGCUUGAGAGACGAAAACCAAAAGUUCCAGGAACAAGCGCAGGCGGCUGUGCAUCAGCUGCGUAAAUUCACCGAGUGGUUCUUUAAAAAUGUCAAGAGGCAAUAAGGAGGCUGACCUUUACAACGAAAGCGCGAUUGCAAUAAUACUUAACAGAAUAUUUGAUAAAUUAGAUUUUUACACUUUACUCCAUUUUACUAAAAACGUAUUUUUGCUAAAAAAACAUUUUUGAAAAGAUGCUUCCGUCGUUAUGUACGCUUCUUUACUGGUUAGGCGUAUAUGGCCUUAAUUGUACUCUGUACGUAGGUUAAGGUAUAUCUUAUUCAAUAUUCAGCUGGGUAUCUCGUGGCGCCGAGUAUGAGGAAUUAGGUACGGAGGUUAUAUGCGUAGUAAGACCAUGCGCGCAAUGUCGAAAAUAUUCAGAAAUAAUCUGCUGGUAUUGAAUAAGCUGUGGUCAAAAGUUUAUUUUCACACAUUAGUGCGAUCAGAUCAUUUCGCGGUAUUAUUCUUUCUAAUAGUACAAAAGACUAUUUAGGUAUUUAUUAUUUUCUUUUAAGUAUUACGAAAGUACAGGAUGAACAAAGAUUUUGUGAGUUUUUACGUCAUUAUUCUACUAUGCCAUAUGGAUAUUAUUGCCACAAUGUUCAAUUUUAACUUAUUUUGGGUUAGUAGUAUUUUUUGUGCAGAAUAUUCUGCCGAAGUUUCCGGAAUACAGUUCGGACCACCCUGUAUAUUUUAUUUUCCAGAAUAAUAGUUCUUGUAAUAUUGCUUCAUUCACAAAGUAUAUAUUUUGCAAUCAAAAAAUGGGUUACAAUUUUUUUUUCUAUAUUAAAUAUUACCUUUUGACAAAUUUUAAUGUCACUUCGUAAGUGACAUAAGGAGUGAGCGAGAUCGAAACUAUAAUUAUAGUACGAGAGAAACUUGAAGCUCUUUGAUAUAUCUUUUACUAUGCUCUCUAGAACAGCAUGCGGCCCGUCUGGCUGCCGGUAAACGUUGCGUUCUCUACUGCGCAUUGAAAGAAGAUCCUGUAUUUUUA
Molecule: messenger RNA, 5439 nt
Organism: Sitophilus oryzae (rice weevil)
Lineage: Eukaryota; Metazoa; Arthropoda; Insecta; Coleoptera; Curculionidae
Product: signal-induced proliferation-associated 1-like protein 1
Exons: 23
Coding region: 96-4511 (1471 amino acids)
Biological process (GO): regulation of small GTPase mediated signal transduction; activation of GTPase activity
Cellular component (GO): cytoplasm
Molecular function (GO): protein binding; GTPase activator activity
Source: RefSeq, a predicted model, not a curated record